CUCGUCGACAACGACAAGGUCCAAGGAGACCCUCCACUCCUGCUCUUUGCUCGCUGUCGACAGCGUCCGCCAGUCUGUCAUCCACUCAGUCUCUACAAGGGCCGUUGCAGGCAGCCGCCGUUGUCCAUCGCGUGCACUCAAAAAGCAGCGCGCCGUCGACGACGCCCAUAUAGUCGCCGACGUACCAGCCCUCGAUGGCACUCGUUGCCGCCCACGACUGGUCGAAAGAUAUGGACAAUAGGCAGCAGCGACCCCACAGCAACACUGAUCCAGCCAACGCGACAGGUGCCGUCACACAACAAAGCCAGUCGCCCAACGCAUACGCCCAACCACCCUACAGCUACGCCCACCCGCAGCAGCCCUCCCCGCCGUGGCAUAUGGCGGGCAUGAACCAGAUGAACGUCGCCCACGGCCAACCGGGCCCGGGCUACUUCCCACCGAUGCAGUUCUAUCCACAACAUUACCCGCAUCCACAGCAGCAACCACCACCACCACCGCAGAUGCACGCCCAGCAUCCGCACGCCCAGGGUAGUCCUUAUGGACAACCCCCUCAGAUGUUUGAUCCCAAUGCUCAGUUUGCGCAAUGGGCAUAUCAACAGAUGAUGUUCAACGCGCAACAGUCGCACCAGUUGUCCAUGUCUCCGCAACCCCAGUCUCCUCCACAACAACAACAGCACGGGCGCUCAGGCUCUCACUCAGGCUCAAAUGCUGGGACACCCACAACUGAGUAUUAUCAGACCCCUUUCGGGCCCAACCGCUUCCAACAGCAGGCGAGUCCGCCGGCAAGUCAGCAAUCCAGCAACAACGGAUCGUAUCAGGGCUUUCACCCAUAUCGUCGCCCAGAACGCGGGGAAAGGCGACAACACUCUGAAAAUUCUGCGAGCGCGAGCGCAAGCAAUGGCAACAGCGUGCCCUUCCAGCCGCCAUAUGCUCGGUCGGAUGCAACCGGCAGCUCGACGUCUGUCAAUUCCUCGUCAAGCACGUCACAUCGUUCACGGACAAACUCUGGAACAAGUGCAAGCGGAUCAGCGCGUCCUCAGCUCGGUCAGCAAAGUAAUCCAAAGCACACGCCCCGCCAAUCCUCCACGUCGUCAACGACCUCUGCUGCGCGUAGUGGUUCUUCGUCGUCAAGCACGGUAUCGUCAUCAACCUUAUCAACCCCUGGUUCCACGCCUACUGCUCCACGCACUUCCCGCCCGUCACCAUUGUCACAAGGGACUAUUCUGUCUGCAGCUGAGCGACGCAAGUCCCGUGAUGACAGCGAUCUUGCCGCGAUGCUCAACAGCACCAGCCUCGGUGAUCCAUCACCGGCAACUCCAGCGGCCCGGAGUGGACUCAAGGGUCGCCUCCGUCGUGCUCUUUCGUUCAAUGCUGCUCAGACCUUGCGUGAAGAGGAAGAAGAAGCGGCAAAGAUCAACGGCAAAAAGAAAGAAAAAGCUGACAACCUCGACACGGAAGGUGAGGGCGACGGUGCGAGCAUGGCGACGAAGAAGACAAAGAAAAGCUUGCGCAUGUUCAAUUCACGUUUUAAUGCAUCAACGGACAACAUAUCGCUCUCCUCGACUGUAUCAUCUGCAAGUGUUAUGAUCCGAAAAUUGGGUUCGAUGGGGAAACUUGCACGGCGCAAUUCAUUGGCUGGUAUUACUUCACUCUUCAAGGACAAGGAUAAAGACAAGAAUAAAGACGAUGAUGACGAAGUUACGGACCCGAAAGGGAAGAAAUCAAAGGGUAAAAGUCGUAAGGCUGAGGCAAGCGUCUCGCAUGCCACUGUUGAGGUUGAUCGCUCAAGUGAUUGGUCUGGGCCGGGCAUGGAAGGUCUUUCCCCUGCUGCAAAACUUGCCCGUCAGCAUACACUCAAGAGCAAUGCAGAGGCUGCCGCUCGUGCCAAAGCGCAGCAGGAGGCGCAAGCCGCUGCUGCUGCUGCUGCCGCCGCCGCGGGGACUGCAUCGGGAACAAACGGAGAGGUACUUCCGACAACUUGGGAACGCAAUACUGCGACGAAGCACGGUGUCAAUCUCGGUACGGUAAGGGAAGAUGGUAUGCGUGUAGUUGUGGAAGAGGACUCGGAUGAAGAAGAGGGUGAGAUGCGACGACAGUCAGAUGACCUUGGGAGCGGGAGUGAUGAGGAUAGCACAUGGCAUGGACAUGGACAAGAGGAAGACGAGGACGUUACUGUUCGUAUGGGCGGAGCCGGGGUUGCCCAGGAUGAUGAGGGGAGCAAUCUCGGUCAUGCAGAUGAGGAUGAUGAGCUGGAUGAACCAUGGGCUAUGAACUGCAGGCGAAGUAUUGAGAGAACUCGCCAACCUAUGCGAGGUAUUCUCAAAAGUAUGCACACGCAAGGUUACCAGCAGGACGAACAGGCGAUUGGCCCAAAUGCAGCAUUCAUGCAACGGAAUCGCGCCAAUUCGUACGAUUCGGUGCCGUCGCACCAGACGGAGCGCGGACCUCUUGCACAUAUGCCACCGUCCGAUCCCGAUCAUAUUGAUGGUCUGCAUCGGCAUAAUUCUCACCGUUCGACUACUUCUACAGUGAAGGAGUCUGCAACCAACGGGCCACCGUUUCUCCCGCCGUUACAUUUUGAUUCGUCUCAGACCCUAGCGCCGUCAUUAUCUACGUCGUCAUCAUCUUCUGCGGCGGAUGGUGCUAAUAACCGGAAUAGCGUGUUCAACCACGCAAACAAUAGUGAGCCGACAUUGUCAACGAUGGUAGCGGCUCCGCCGACAUUGAGCCAUCGUUCGGCAACCACGCCUGCGAAAAGACUGGCAUUCGCGGCGAACUUGAGUAUUUACGACACAUUCUCUUCGGCAACAUACGAUCGCCGCAGUGAGCCGGCGACAUGGAGCAGGUUGACUCCUGCGUUAGCGCAGAGGAUUAAGGAGGAACUUAAUUCGUACAAGAUGGAAGAAAUGGAAGUUCAUGCUUCAAGUCGAAUACACACACAGUUUUUUGUCUGAUGCUGUGCAUUACUUAGGCUGGAAACAUCCAUCAACAUCUGACAGUUUUCUUCAAUAUCUGUUUGUCUGGUUACAUUGUCCCAUUCACUCAUUUCCUUCCUCUCUUUCCACUGGCCCUCUUGGAGAGCAGGUCUUUUAUUAAAAAUGCGUACUAGCCGACGCUCAUCCGCAAUUGCAUUUACACUGCCCCAGGUUUUGAUCCCUCAUAUCCAUCCAUCCCCAUUCCAGCCCACCCAAUCGAACCAAUCGACUGCUAGCUACGUUGCCAAUUUAUUAUAUUUCUACAUUGUCGUUGCCUUGGCUUGCCUCCCACCAUUCUCUCCCCUCUCUCUAGCCCCUCUUUAUCUCAAGUUCUACGCUUGCGCCUACGCACGUACAACCGGAAUUGUUUCUUUAUCCCUUCAACUGUUGGCUGCUGCUUUUAACGUAUACCCUAGUUUCUUUUUUAGCGUUUUAUUGUUUUUACUUUCCUUUUCUACGUUCUUUUCCGUCUUUGCCUUGAAACGCUUUUUUGUAAACGCUUAAUCAAAAUAAGUUUCCUCUCUCACACGCACUCCUUUCCUUCAGCCAAGAACUAGAGCUUGUGAGGAUUGCAGAAGUGACAAGCUGUGGUGGUGGGGAGAAGACCCAUACACAAAAAAAUACCACAAUUUGCGUAUUUAAUUGUUUUUCCUUUUUCGACAUUUUGUUAAAUUUCCUUUUUGAGCUUCUAUUUGUUUUUAUUUUGGAGUUUGACCUGUUAUUCGCUCGUUCACAUUUUUACACCUGCUUUUUUUUCUGGCAUCUUGUUUUCUAUUCCGUUUUCUCUGCCUUCUUUUGUUGUCAUUAUAUAGUGGACAGUUCCAUUCCAUUUUUUCACAUUCAUUACAUCUUCACGCUCGUUUCAUUUCAUCUUCCUCGUCUUCCCUUUUCUCAUGUUCAUGAUAUCACGACAUUCCGGAUUUUCGAUUUCCCUUUGAAAAACUCAUGUGUUUUGUAUGCCAGUGUCAUUCACUUGGACAGCCAUCCAUUCAUUUUAUUUUAUUUGGACAAUCAGUCAGCCAAUCGUACCAAUCAC
This is a messenger RNA of Fomitiporia mediterranea MF3/22, 4011 nucleotides long. RefSeq lists its product as uncharacterized. The record is from RefSeq and is a predicted model, not a curated record. Gene Ontology annotation, molecular function: actin binding. The transcript is spliced from 4 exons. NCBI's taxonomy places the organism in Eukaryota, Fungi, Basidiomycota, Agaricomycetes, Hymenochaetales, Hymenochaetaceae. Gene Ontology annotation, biological process: actin cytoskeleton organization. The coding region runs from base 195 to 2954 and encodes 919 amino acids.